Molecule: messenger RNA, 3528 nt
Organism: Salvia splendens (bonfire salvia)
Lineage: Eukaryota; Viridiplantae; Streptophyta; Magnoliopsida; Lamiales; Lamiaceae
Product: nodulin homeobox
Exons: 18
Coding region: 205-3261 (1018 amino acids)
Biological process (GO): flower development
Molecular function (GO): single-stranded DNA binding
Source: RefSeq, a predicted model, not a curated record
CAGCCUACGCCACCGCGGCGCAUAGUAGCAUCGCGUGCUACUCUUUACUGUCAAUCAAACCUUUCAUGAAAAGGAAACAAAUUGAUUAAGAUUUGCGCAAUUCGCUUCGAGCGUUACUUGAAUUCGCUCCACUUUAUGCCGCGCUUCGAUGCUCGAAGCAGUAUCUUUGGCUGUUUUCUCUUUCAAAAUUUAAGAUUCUGAAGAAUGAGGGCAUCAAACGAAGCUUCCACCAGCAUUGAGCUGGCGAACAGUUUAUUUCGAGGCCGAUCUGAGGUGGCACUUGAUUUAAUUGCUGCGGUCAAGGGACUGCAUGAGCUUAGUCCUCAACAGCUUGGCAAACUAAUCAAAGAUUCUGGGAACAAUGUGGUCAGGCACAUUGCUGAGGAUGGAUCGUGUAUACAGGUUGACUUGGAAAAAUUUGCAAGGUGUCUGCCUCUUCAUCUUAUUGCAGUGAUUAUGGCUUGGGAAAGGGACAAAUCAACAUUCAAGUAUUUGUUAUGUGGAAUUCUUCUCUUGCAUUCCAUGUGUGAUCUUGCCUCUCGGGUGCCCAAAAUUGAGCAGAUAUUGCUUGAUGAUGUGAAGAUAUCAGAACAGCUAAUUGACCUGGUCUUUUAUCUGCUAGUUCUCCUUGGUGCAUACAAACAGGAAACUCACACCAUUCCCAAUGACAUGGUUCUUCUUCAUUCAGCUCUGGUUGCUUGCAGUCUAAAAUUGUUGACGGUCAUUGUUUCACCACAGUACCAAGAGGUUGCUCAAGUUUUGACUGCAUAUUACAAGGUGGACAUAUUCAUGGAGGCUGCGUUCUCUGCUGUUUGUGUUGAUGUCAAGUUUCUGCAGACCAAACUGUCUGCUCAACAUGGUGAUUCAUCUGGAAGUGCUUCCCCUACUGCUGAAGAGACCUUGAAUCACCUUUGCCAGCAGUGUGAUUCUUCUCUUCAAUUUUUACAGUCCCUGUGUCAGCAAAAGUUGUUUCGGGAAUGCGUUGUUAAGAACAAGGAGUUAUGUGGCAAUGGUGGUGUUCUUGUUCUGGUUCAGGCCGUCAUGAACUUGAAGUUAUCAGGCUCAGACAAUACCUCCUCGUACAUGGCUGCUACCUCUCGUCUAAAGUCUAAAGCUUUAUCUAUUCUUUUGCACCUUUGUGAAGCAGAAAGUGUAUCCUACCUUGAUGAGGUGGCCAGCAAUACUGCUAGUCAGGAUUUGGCAAAGUCUGUCGGACUCGAGGUUCUUGACUUGCUGAAAAAACUGUUUGGUAUAGAUUCCACACAGUUAAAUGCUCCCUUUGAGGUAAGCUACCCAAAGGGGCAACUGGAACUUAAUGCAAUGCGCCUGGCAGAUGUUUUCUCAGAUGAUUCAAACUUUCGAUCAUUCAUCAUGAUAAAUUUUAGGGAAGCUUUAGCGGCAAUUUUUCUACUCCCUCAUGGAGAGUUUGUAUCUGGCUGGUGCUCAUCUGAUCUUCUAGUUUCUGAAGAGGAUGCACCAUUAGAUGUUCCUCGGUCGUCUUAUGCCCAUCAGAGAACGUCUUUGUUGAUUAAAGUGAUUGCAAACCUUCAUUGCUUUAAUCCUGAUGUAUGCCAGGACGAGAAAGAUCUGUUUCUCAACAAGUUCAUUCAGUUCAUACAGAAGGACUAUCAGAAAAUGUCAGAUGGAUCCCUCUCUACUUCCGAAGCUGACAAAGUUUCCACUGUUAGCAAGAACUUAUGUUCACUGUUAAGUCAUGCAGAAUCUUUAGUUCCAGAAUUUUUGAACGAAGAUGAUGUACAACUGCUGAGGUUAUUUAUAAGUCAGUUUGAGUCACGGAUUGUUCGUGCUGCAUCUGAAGAUCAUCUGGUCCAUGAUGAGAAAAAUGCAAUGGUGUAUUCUUUACCCUUACACAAAGAAAUAAGCCCAGGUCAUGAAAAUAAUGUUGUCAACAUGGGACAGGGCACACUGGACCUUGGUUUCCGAGAAGUGGAUCAAUUUGAUGCGACCAGGAAUGGGGAUGAGCAAUUUUUUGAUAGGAAGAACUCUGGGAUGAUGGAGCAGGACAAAUCCAAUGGGCCCUCUGUAAAUUCGCGAGAUAAUGAGAAAGAUGCUCGAGCUUUUGAUACUAGUGGGUCAGAUUCCAGCCCCACUCGAGGAAAGACCCACUUUGAUCAAAUGGGUGUUGAUCGUAUCAAGCAACAUAGCUUUGACGAAACUGCUGAAGAGGAAAAGAUCGAUCCUAUACAUUCUGAAGAGAAGCAGCAAAGGAAACGCAAGAGAACUGUAAUGAAUGAUAAACAGAUAGCUCUUAUUGAAUCUGCACUUAUAGAUGAACCUGAUAUGCACCGCAAUGCACCUGUACUACGGUUGUGGGCUGAUAAAUUGAGUAUUCAUGGUGCCGAGGUUACAACUUCAAGGCUAAAAAAUUGGCUGAAUAAUCGGAAAGCUAGGCUGGCACGUGCAGCUAAAGAUGUUCGUGUGUCAUAUGAUGGAGACAGUGCAGACAGACUAGGAAUCUCUGGGCAUCUUGACUCACCCCGUAGCUCUAUGGAUGAUACCCAUAUCUCAUUUUCUGCAAGAGGGAACAUUGCUGAUGAGGUUACCAACAUUGCAGUGGUAGCUAAUGAUGACGAAAACUUGGGGACUUCAUGUGCUGCACCUAUGGAUAUUGAGGUUACAGACAUUGAAGUGGUAGCUAAAGCGGACGAAGGUUUGGGGACUUCACGUGCUGCACCUAGGGAUAUUGCAACACCAAGCUUGCCCUUUGGACUGGGGCAAUAUGUAAUGCUUGUUGACGAGAGACGGGGGGAGGUUGGGAAAGGUGCAGUGUUUCAAAUUAGUGGACAAUGGUGUGGGAAUAGCUUGUAUAAAUCCGGCAUGUGCGUUGUGGACAUCAAGGAGCUCUCAGUCGACAAAAGUUCCAAUGUUCUACACCCUGUGGAGGGCACAUGCGACUCAUUUUAUCAGACUGAAAAAAGAUUUGGUUUGAUACGAGUCUUGUGGGAUAUAAACAAACUCUUUCUCUACUUUCAGCCCGGGGAAUACGUGAUGCUUCGAGGCGAUAAACAACAGGAGAUUGGGAAAGGCAUGGUUUUUCAAGUACGUGGAUAUUGGAAUGGGGUGGAUUUGGAGCAAUCUGGGGUGUGCGUAGUUGACAUCAAGAAAUUAUCAAUCGAUAGAUUUGCUGACCUUCCGCAUCCAGUGGAAGCAACGGGCAACUCGUUCUAUCAGUCUCAGAAAAGGAAUGGUGUGAUGAGAGUUCUGUGGGAUUCAAACAAACUCUCCCGGUUGCAACCUUAGUGAUUCAAAUGGGCUCGAGCUUGUUAGCAUCUGUUGGAGUUCAUUUUGUUCAUCAAGUUCGAAAUUUGAAGGCAAGCAAAUGUAGUAACUGUAACUAUUGUGCUGCUGCUGCUGCUAGUAGUAUAACAUGGGGAAUAUUUUGUUGUUGUUAGAGAUGACCGCUUCAGUGUAUUCUAAUUCUCAACUAAAUUCUACUACUAUGAUUUUUGUCCAACUUCUGCUGACUUACUCUUAUUAAAAAUCAAUAUGGGUUUCGAAUCAUGCUUA